Molecule: messenger RNA, 1331 nt
Organism: Contarinia nasturtii (swede midge)
Lineage: Eukaryota; Metazoa; Arthropoda; Insecta; Diptera; Cecidomyiidae
Exons: 2
Coding region: 22-1128 (368 amino acids)
Source: RefSeq, a predicted model, not a curated record
ACCUCAACAAAUUUAUUGCAAAUGGUAAAUUUCACGAUGGAUUCAAUGAUCGAAAAAUGUCAAACGGAUGUGUUGUACACCGAUUUCGAGAAGGCCUUCGAUCGGGUCAACCACAAAAGAAUGCUACAGAAACUGGUGAAAUUUGGAUUCGGCCGACGACUAGUCAAAUGGUUCCAUGGAUAUUUGACAGCCCGUACACAGUUUGUUGGAAUCGGCGAAAGAAAGUCACGUACUUUCACUGUCUCAUCAGGAGUACCUGCGGGAAAUGACUUGAAAUUGAUUCGAAAAAUACAAUCGCCCAGUGAUGCCAUUACUUUCCAAAAUUCCAUUGAUCAGUUGAAUGAUUGGUGCACUGAAAACAGCCUAUAUCUGAAUCUGAAGAAAUGCUUUGUAAUGACGUAUUCAAAAGGUGGAAACGCAAUCGACUACGUAUAUACGAUCAACAACGGCCAUCACACGUUUGAACGAAUGAAUUUACACAAGGAUCUCGGCGUUAUUUUCGACAAAAAACUAACGUUUGUCAAUCACAUCGAUGCGAUUACAGCUAGUGCACAUGCGGCUAUGGGAUUCAUAAAACGGACACUGAAAAAUAAGUUCACGAUCGAAACGGCGAAAAUAUUAUAUUGUGGACUUGUCAGAUCAAAAUUAGAAUACGCGAGUAUUGUAUGGCAGCCAUACCACCGUAUACACUCAGAUAGAAUAGAAUCAAUUCAGAAAGACUUUGUGAUAUGGACAUUAAGUUUUGUUUACCAAAGAGACGAGAAUUUUGUAUUGCCACCGUAUUAUUUUAGAUGUGAUACUUUAAAUAUUCAACCGCUUUGGAGACGGCGUAUAAAUGCCUCUAUAUUUUUAAUUUAUGAUCUCUUAUUAGGUAAAAUAGUGUCGCGUUCACUUAGAGAUAAGAUUGUUUACACAAGACUUCAUUAUGACGUGAACCAAAGAAACUUAAGAAAUACAGAACUAAUUAGAAUACGAAGGUUCACAUCGGAGUAUGCACAUAAUCAGCCGUUUUACGUAGCUUGUAGGAAUUUUAAUUUGGUAAGAGAACAAUUUAUGCAAUCAGCAUCGAGAGAAAUUUUUAGAAAUAAUAUUGUUAAAUUGGAAAAUGUGACAUUUAUUGAACGGUGAAAAAUGUGAGAACAGAAGUAGAAAGUAAAACAAUGAACACAAUCGAUGUCAGCCACUCCGAAGUCGAUAAGGCUGGUGACUGGAUGUUCGAUCGGGUAGUGUGUCAUUGUAAACGAUAUUGUACAAAAAUGUGUUAUAAAUUCAGUCUGUGAUCAGAUGGUGAAUAAAUAAAUAAAUAAAUAAAUAAUGUAUUUAUUCCUGAA